ACUUGUUGCGGGUCUUGAGGUGGCGGCGAACCCACAUCGUGUGAUAAACUAGGACAAGGUUUUUACUACAUCUCUAGCAGGCAAAAGUUGUGCGAAAGGAAAUAAAAGAGGAACAAUGGAUACAGAGGAACAGAAUUACGGAAGGCAGAACGGAAGUAAAUUCCACCCCAACGGCAUCGCUGAUGAAGGUUAUCUACAUCAGCCGGAGACCCAGGAUGAAGAAGAGAUCGAUAUGGACGAAGGCGAGCAAGACGGAGAGGAAGGGGAAGGGGACACUAGCCUGGAACAGCCACAAGACUACCAGGAACAAGGCUACGACCAGGACUACGACCAUGGACAGAAAGACGAUGACGCGACUGGACCGGAAGUGGCUCCUUACCAGGACGGAUCCUCCGUGGACGUGGCGGCGGCGCAACCGUUCCCCGAGCCGAGGGCGGAGGUUCAGAUCCAGGUGGAGGCCGAGCCCAGUGUUCAGGCGCAGGUGCCGACCACGACGGGGGAGAGCACCCCCACGCCAACCUACGCCCAGAGUUCUGCCCCUGUCACCCCUGACGGCAAGCCCAGUACGACCUCUACACCCAAGUCCUUGAAGGAUCGAAUCAGUGAAA
Molecule: messenger RNA, 608 nt
Organism: Physella acuta
Lineage: Eukaryota; Metazoa; Mollusca; Gastropoda; Physidae
Source: RefSeq, a predicted model, not a curated record